Molecule: messenger RNA, 708 nt
Organism: Humulus lupulus (European hop)
Lineage: Eukaryota; Viridiplantae; Streptophyta; Magnoliopsida; Rosales; Cannabaceae
Product: protein DJ-1 homolog D-like
Exons: 4
Coding region: 1-708 (235 amino acids)
Source: RefSeq, a predicted model, not a curated record
AUGGAAACUAAGCCGACCAGUAGGCAUUCAGAUGGGUACAAAGAAGGAAUGGGUACACUUCAGGACUGGACUACGAAUGAGUUUGAUAUUGGAAACGUUAUGGAAGAUGGAUGUGAGGAAAUUGGUAAAAAGGGUUCUAAACUGGUUCAACCUUCAGCAACACAGGUAAGUUCUUCAAGUAGAGAAUACAAGAAUGGUGUGGACAAGCCCCCUUCAAGGUCACGAGCGAUAUAUUGGACUACUUCCAGACAGAAGUGGAAAGAAAACGACUGUUAUGCUGGUGGUGUUAGUACUAAGCAAGCAGGGUUACAGGAUUACAUGGAAGAUUAUGAGAUUAAAGUUCCUUUCCAGUCUCUUGAAGCUCUAGGGUGCCAUGUUGAUGCAGUUUGCCCCAAAAAGAAGGUUGGUGAUACCUGUCCAACUGCUGUGCAUGAUUUUGAAGGUGAUCAAACAUACAGUGAAAAGCCAGGCCAUGAUUUCGUGUUGACUGCUAAUUUCGAAGGUUUAGACGCAUCAAGUUAUGAUGCUCUUGUUAUCCCCGGAGGACGAGCUCCAGAGUAUCUAGCACUAGAUAAGGAAGUCAUUGCCAUAGUGAAGCACUUUAUGGAAGCCAAUAAGCCUGUUGCAUCUAUCUGCCAUGGCCAACAGAUUUUAUCUGCUGCUGGGGUCCUACAAUGCCCUGGUGUUAUAACUCUUAAAGAAUCAUAG